Messenger RNA from Cydia fagiglandana, 1015 nucleotides. RefSeq lists its product as uncharacterized. Lineage: Eukaryota; Metazoa; Arthropoda; Insecta; Lepidoptera; Tortricidae. The coding region runs from base 60 to 974 and encodes 304 amino acids. The record is from RefSeq and is a predicted model, not a curated record. The transcript has a single exon.
AAAAUGGAAAAUAGCCCUGUAUGUCAUGCGCUAAAAUAUUUUCGGGUGAAGCAUAGUUUAUGUGGAGGGUAGGGCGCCAGUCUGGCGACGGCCAGUCUGCGUUGGCGCCAAGCGUCCUCUUUCCCCCAAACAGCGCCAGUCGCGCGCCGGGACCCGCCCUUCGCGUUGCAAUGAAGCCGCUUCAUACAAUAUUUAUUUACUUCUCCAUAACCAACAUAUUCAUCGAUGCGAAAAUCCAUGGCGGACCGCGCGGACGCUUCGCCAACCAUUCGGCUUUGCGAGCCCCGAAUUAUUACCACGUCAGCUCUAAACACACGCAUUUCACCUACCAUCCGCCGACACAUAUAACCUUCAUGUGCCGCCAUUGUGCUGCACCAGUCACGUAUCCCGUCUUCCACGGUCAACCACCGACGUACGUCUACAAAUACAGGGAGACUGUGAGCCGAUAUGGAGUACUACUAACUGGACUGGCUUUGUAUAACCUAGGAAGAUCCCCAAGUGUACCUUAUCACGUGCAAGACCCCGAAGAAAAGUGCAAUCUGCAAAUUCGAGACUGGAAUCAUUUUGAACAAACAACUUUCCCCUGCUUCAUAAUGUCUACGUUCAUUGAGAGAAAAACCAAGAUAAACCGCGAGGACUCAAACACGUUCGAUGUCACUUCAUCUCUAAUAGACGUGAAAUCAUUUAUCAACAAUACCGGAUACCCAAUACUAAUUAACAGACACCAAGAUUGUGUAAUAUGGCAUAAUACAUCUGCCGCUCAGAAGAAUGCUCAUUUUGACUGCGCUUUGUUAAAAGAAUACGCUGACACAAUGAAGCCUGGUGGUGUUCCCGUGUAUAUCUGGUUGCCGGUGACUUUAGCAAUUGUGUUAACGCUAUAUAUUACAUGUCAGUGUAUUUGUCGGAAGAAAAAGGAGCAAAAAGAAGAAGUGCCGCUCAAUCAAGCCGCAAUAAUUGGGUAUUGCUCUCAAUAAGUGCGUGCAAUGUGAUGCGUUGAUUUACUUCGUUUUAUUCG